Salvia hispanica is the source of this 2463-nucleotide messenger RNA. The record is from RefSeq and is a predicted model, not a curated record. Lineage: Eukaryota; Viridiplantae; Streptophyta; Magnoliopsida; Lamiales; Lamiaceae.
UUCAAAACAACUAAAAGUAAAUAUACUACUCUCCAUCAUGCACCCAAAGGUGUGGUAGAAUUAGGGUUUUCAAAAACCGCGCCAUAAUCGAAGCAUAGGCGUAUGGCUGCUGACAAAGACGAUAACUCGUCAGCUCCGCGGCCUGAGAAGCCGCUUUCUAGAAAUCUGGUGACCGCUGAAGAGUUCAUAUCAUCGGUGGCGGCCAAAAUUGCUGCUCAGCCGCUUCAGUAUUCUGAUCCCGAAGUUUGGGGAGUGCUCACGGCUAUAUCUGAGAAGGCGCGCAAGCGCAAUCAGUGCAUGCAUAUGCUUCUGACUUCAAACGAGCAUUGCAUUGGCCGGCUAGUAGAUGAUGCUCAUUUUCAGAUCAUUUCACCAGCAGUUAGUGCAAGCCAUUGCAAGAUAUACCAGAAGAAGAUUGCUACUGGAGUUACUGAACAACAGUUGGCAAACUGUUCUGCAUUCGUGAAAGAUUCUAGCACAAAUGGGACAUAUUUAAACUGGGAGAGACUGAGCAAAAAUAGCUUUGAAGCAAAGCUACGCCAUGGGGACAUUGUCUCAACAGCAUUUGCUCCACACCGUGAGCUUGCUUUUUCAUUUGUAUAUCGUGAAGUCCAGAAAUCCUCUCGUGUGACUGAUGGGGGAUCUCUACAGAGAAAAUCAGAGGAAUAUUGUGCUGAGAACAAGAGACUGGAAGGAAUUGGCAUAGGAGCUUCUGAUGGUCCGCUCUCCCUUGACGAUUUUCGCAGCCUUCAAAGAUCAAAUAUGGAACUCAGGAAGCAACUGGAAGAUCAAGUUGCAACAAUUGAAUCCUUGCACAGUGAAAGUCGUGCAGCUACUGAGAAGCAUGAAACUGAAAUGAAGGAGUUGAAUGAAUCUGUAUCAAAAUCUUUUCAAGAUAAACUCAGUCAGUUGAACCAAUUUUUGGAGUCUAAAGACAAAGAAUUAGCUGAGCUAAGUCGAAUAUCUGCUGAGCAAAAACAUGGAAUUGAGGACCUUAACGAAAGACUUAGUGCAUCUAUGCAGUCAUGCACCGAGGCCAAUGAAAUAAUUGCAAGCCAGAAGGCUUCUAUAUCAGAACUCAAAGUACUACUAGAUGAAGAGCGUGACCAGAGAAGAGAAGAGCGAGAGAAGGCUCGGGCAGAUAUGAAAAGGGCAAUACAAAGAAUGCUGGUUGAACUGAAACGAGUAUUAGAAACUUCUAUGAGACGAGAGAAGGAGCAGGAAGAAAUUAUUAAUAAGCUUCAGGAGACAGAAGGAAAAAUGUACAAUGGUGGAAACCUUGAGGUUCAACUUGGAAGAUGCACGGCAAAUGCUGGUCAACUCUGAUAACAAAGUGCGUCAAUUGGAGGGUCAAAUUCACCAGGAGCAGCAAGCAUCUGCCAGCACUAUUAAAGGGGUUGAAGAAUUGGGUAUGAAAGAAAAAGAAUGAGCAAAGAACUUGAACGUGAAAAGCAGGCAGUUCGUGAGGAAGCAUGGUCAAAGGUGUCUGCUCUUGAACUUGAGAUCAGUGCGGCAAUGCGGUAUCUUGAUUUUGAAAGGCGUAGGCUAAAAGGGGCUAGGGAAAGAUUAUGCUCCGGUGAUAAUAGAAGCAUCGAAAAUGGAUUUCAUUUCUGAUCAACUGAGCAUUUUUUACUGGAGACCUGAAAGUUUGAAUUACAACAUAGAUUCAACAGAUGUUCUUUUUAUGUGAUCUUUAUGCUAUGUUAUAUCUAUCAUAUUUCAGAGUUUGUUUAUCAUACCGGUAUGUUUAAUUAAAAUUCACUGCUGAUUAUUAAUGCCAGGAUAAUUUUUAUGCAGUGAAACACAGCUACGUGCCUUCUAUUCUACAACUGAGGAGAUAUCAGUGCUGCUUGUGAAGCAGCAAGAACAGCUUAAAGCAAUGCAAAGAACCCUAGAAGAUGAAGAGAACAAUUAGAGGACAUCAAAUGAUAUUGAUCUCAAUCGAGUCGAUGGCAAUGAAACUCGAUCAAUAGUGAGAGACAAGGAAGAGGUCCAUCAAAGCAACAAAGAAGCUAAAACAGGAUCUGGUGCUUCUCCUCAUGUCCUUGGCAUGGCUCAAACCGUGUCUUCAAGUGAUGAAGCAAGUGUAACAGAGAAGCAUGACUGCAAUUCCAAAAGCCAAGAACAGGGUGAAGAAACACAGGAGGUAGAAUUCACUGGUGCUGAAUGUGAUGAUGCUAAUGGUGGGUUUGGCUCUGACUCUGACAUCAAUGCCAUUGGCACAGCACCCCUUUCUUGUGGUGAUGCCAUUGGAACUGAGCAAAUUCCCGACACUGAAGGUGUCGGCACACCCCAACUCUUCGAAGGUGGCACUAUUGAAACUGAGCAAGUUCUGGAGACGGAAAGCCUGGAGCUUCAGAGCGGGAAGAACAUCGAUCUGAAUAGAUGCAGCACACCAGAUUGGGAUACGAUGCAGCUUGACAAUAGCACCAAUGAACAAGAAACACCAGAACACGCCACAAG